Messenger RNA from Tachyglossus aculeatus (Australian echidna), 2432 nucleotides. RefSeq names its product transmembrane protein 97 (gene TMEM97). Gene Ontology annotation, cellular component: endoplasmic reticulum. Lineage: Eukaryota; Metazoa; Chordata; Mammalia; Monotremata; Tachyglossidae. The record is from RefSeq and is a predicted model, not a curated record. The transcript is spliced from 3 exons. The coding region runs from base 132 to 824 and encodes 230 amino acids.
GGGCUCAAGAUGCCACCUCACGAGCCCCUCAGGCCGUCCGUCCGCCCGCCCCCCGACGGGCCCGGCCAAUGGGAGCGGCCGGCGGGGCCCGCUGAGCCAAUCAGCGCGCCCGCCCCCUGCGGCCCGGGCCAAUGGGCGCGGCUCUGAGGCGCGGGAAAGGGCGGGAGGGGGAGCCCGGGCGGCCGCGCCUCAUUUACCUCAGGAGCGAGGGCCGCCAUAGCGGCGGCCUGGUCGUGGUCAGCGGUGCAGGACGUCGACAGACGGACAGGCAGACGGACGCCAUCCCCGCCGCCGCCGCCGCCAUGGGGGCCCGAGGCUUGUCCCGCCUGCUGGAGUGCCUGCUGGGCCUCUACUUCCUCACCCACAUCCCCGUCACCCUGCUCUUCGACCUGCAGGCCCUGAUGCCCAGCGGCACCUACCCGCCUGAGUUGACAGACCUGAUGAAGUGGUACACAGAGACCUUUAAGGACCCCCUGAUGUUGGACCCCCCGUCCUGGUUCAAGUCGCUGUUGUGGUGCGAGGUUUUUUUUCAACUUCCUCUGUUCCCCAUCGCAGCGUACGCCUUCUUCAAAGGAAGCCGCAGGUGGAUCCGGAUCCCUGCCAUUAUCUACUCAGUCCACGUGAUCUCGGUUUUGAUUCCAAUCGGCACGCACAUCCUGUUCCAGAAUUUCCCCAAAAGCUCACGCAGAGGGCCUCAGACCCUCCAGGAACGGCUCACCCUUUUAUCUUUCUAUGCCCCGUACUUCUUCAUCCCGCUCCUGCUCCUGGUCUUCAUGCUGCGGAGCCCCCAUUACAAACCUGAGGAGAAGAGGAAAAGAAAAUAGGGUCCGCCCGUGGCCGUUUCCAAGGGAGAAGACACGCACAGGCCAGUCUCCAUCUCACCCCACACACUGAGGACUGGGUUCGGGCUCGGCCUCUUGGGGCCCCGACACAGCGAUGGCAACGACGCACCAGAGCGAGAGGGCCGGCACGGAAGCCGACUGGAACCCUUAACUUCCCAAGAAAAAUGAACCGAGCCGUUACCCAGCUGGGAGGAGGACGAGGGAGAGAUGAGGGCCAGAAGAUUCACCGUUUCAGGGCUCUGGGCACCGAGUCUACCCCCGCCAGCCCCGGACAGCACACCAACUCCCGCAGCCCGGCGUGUCCACCGUUCGUCUGCCCGGCUCACCUGGGAGCGGGUCUCUCCGGACCCGACGACUGCCGCCUCGUACCCUGCAAGCUGACCCUGGGAUGCCCUGGGACGAAGCCAGGUUUCGGCGAAGCCACUGCAGUCUGGACUGAUCCAGGGCCACCUCCUGACCUCCUUCCCCACUUCCACAUUCCAAAUAAUUUGUCUCUCCUUCCAACCUAAGAACAGGAGGGCCAAGAAACCAUGUACUUGUCCCAGCGGUGGGGACGUCAGCCAAGGCAAAGAUUCCCAGUUCGUCGCUCAACACGCUUGAGUUCUCAGCAACUUUGGGAAAGUGUUUUUUUUUCUUUUACUUUUUUACAAAGCAGGCACAGGGGUAAGCAGAGGCACUGUGACCUGGAAAGGGAUGUGGGGGGUUUUGUAGGGGCUGGGGGGAGGAGGAGAAAGGGGGAAUAGAUGAAUCAGGUAGAGGUAGAAUCAAGAAAGAAUCCACUUGAAGGCAACAAUUACUUGCGGGCAAACUGCCUGAGGGUGUCCCCAUUAGCGGUGAGCACCUGAAACACGCAGGAAGAGGGGUGGCUGGCCGGCAGUUGAUGGCCGUUUAAUGCCCACUCACCCUCCCUUGCGGUGGUCUUCCGCUCAGAAAGAGAGUAUAACCCCUGUUGUUGUUCACAGUGUGUGCCAAGGAGCUGCAUUGAGUCUUAGCUCUAAGAUAUCACAUUCAUGAUGAAAAGCGAAGGAUACAUUCCAACCCCGGGGGCUUGACUACCAAUAAGUCCUUCUCAAUGGUUUGCAAUUUUUUUUUUUUUGAGAUCCAUUUGAAUCAUGCUCUUGAAUUGACCCACUAGUGGGCCAGAAACUGAAGUCUGGUUUGUGUUUGCCUGUUCCUUUUCAAAGAAGCCCUAGGCCUUGAGGAGCUCCUCGGAUCCCUGUCUACCCGCACUGCCCACUCCGUGUCAAGAAAUUCUUGCCCUCUAUCCCAAAUCCCUCCUGGGAUUCAAGUUCCCUCCGUUUCGUGCUGUUUGUCCCUUGUAGAACCGGAGCGCACAGCCGUAGUGUUCCCCUCCCGCUCUCGUGAACGGUUAGCCGGCGACUGUCGGCGGCUUCGGAUAGCUCGGGUGUUGACCCCCGUCUUAAAGUGUGUAAAUGAGGCGCUGUUUGUGGUCCCAGGCUGUUUCUUCCCAGCCUGCUUUCUCUCCUUGUGGGGCAGGGUCGUAACUUACUGUAGGGCUAAGGAUGGAUUUGGAUUCAUUGUGUGAUUCUUCCAUAACCGAUACAAAUAAAGGUAUCUGCUGGCCCUUCA